GGUGGGUGCUGAGGAGUCUGCGUUUCAUGAUCGGUCAUUUUACUGAUUCAACCGAUCAGAACGUCUACGCGCGCCGAUCGCUCCUCGUCUAUAGCCGUUGGGUUUUAAAUGUUUUACAUGUUCCGAACGUGGGGUACGUAGCCUUGGAAAAGUAGAGAAACACUCAGGUUAUAAUCUACAUAUGUGAUACCAGCAGUUGGAACCAGAUGGGCCAAGAUGUGUGCACAGGAGCUUAAUGUUUUGCCUUGGUAAAGUUAUGUUGUAUGGUCAGUCCACAGCAGGUCAGCCAAGGAAAAACUAUUAGCUAGCUUGUGUUCCUGAUCAAAAAUCAAAAGGCAUUCAUACAUUAUUGAAAUGGAUGGAGUUUGUUUUGUUCCAUGUGUAACAUGGAUUAAAAGAGGUGUCAGCAAAGAAAGGCCAGACAAGGUUGAACUUACAAAAGAAGACUUGGCACAAAUCAUAGAAGACACCAGAGGCAAACUGAGAGAUGUUGAAAUGUCUCAGUCUGCAACUGUGGAAGAUGAUGGUGAUGAGGAGGGUGGUGAUCAUGCAGAAGAUUUGGAUGAAUCUAGAAGACCACAACAGGCCAGUGGUGAUGUUUAUGACAUGGAGCAUUAUGACGACGAUGAGGAUGAAGGCGAGCAAAACGUGCUGGCGCUGGGCCAGAUGGCCGAGUUCGCCAGCAACGCGGACGACCCGUACGUGACCCGCGCCGACGCGGACGAGUCGGACAGCGAGGCCGAGGACCUGCAGGUGCGACGCGACGAGAACCUCAUCAUCACUGGCCUGGUGGACGGCGAUGCCAGCACGCUUGUCUUCCACGUAUUCAACGAGGAGCAGGGCUCGAUGUACGUUCACCACGACAUUCUCCUAUCGUCAUUUCCCAUCUGCGUCGAAUGGCUCAAUUACGACCUCGACCAGAGCACGCCAGGUAACCUGGUGGCAGUGGGCUCGAUGUCGCCCGUGAUCGAGGUGUGGGACGUGGACGUUAUCAACUGCUUCGAACCGGCCUACAAGCUGGGCAAGCGAGGCAAGAAGAAGAUCAAACUGGGCCUGGGCCACAGCGACGCCGUGCUCAGUCUGGCAUGGAACCGGCACAUCGGUCACGUGCUGGCCAGCGGCUCGGCGGACCACUCGGUGCUGCUCUGGGACCUGGAGACGCAGAAGAAGGCGUCCCAGCUGGACUGCCGGGAGAAGGUGCAGACGGUGGCCUGGCACCCGCGCGAGCUGGACCGCCUCCUGUCGGCAGACUGCGCCGGGGACGUGCGCGUCUGGGAGUGCCGGGCUGGCGAGAGCAGGCGCUGGCGGCUGGGCGGGGAGGUGGAGCGGGCCGUUUGGGACCACUUCAGCCCCACCGGCGUCCUGGCCUCAACUGACGACGGCAAGCUGCAUUACAUCGACACUCGGACAGAGAAGAAGCCCCUGUGGAGCAUCCAGGCGCACGAGGAUGCGUGUACAGGUCUGGCGCUCAGUCCGGAGGUGCCAGGCUGUCUGGCGACGGUGUCGGCCGACCGCACGCUCAAGGUGUGGGACGUGUCGUCGGAGCCGACCGCGCCGGUGGCCGCGCGGCCGCUCAAGCUCGGUUCCCUCCACUGCGUCGCCUUUUGCCCCGACCUGCCCUGGAUGCUGUGCGCCGGUGGCGACAACAAGGAGAACUCCUUCCGGCUCUGGGACGUGCGGGAGAGCGCGGAAGUGCGGGACCGGUUCGGCGCCCGCCCGCUGACCCGCGUGCUCCCCGAGCCGGAGAGUGCGGCGCCGGCCGCCGCCAGUGCCAUGGAGACGGACGUUGCCGCGCAGCAGCUGGCCGAAAUGAGCGGCACCCUCAUCGCCGGCGUGAUGGCUUCCUGUCAGGUCACCUCGUCGCCGGCGUGA
Pollicipes pollicipes is the source of this 1872-nucleotide messenger RNA. It is a transcript of the gene nclb, whose product is annotated as PWP1 homolog no child left behind. Bases 355 to 1872 code for a protein of 505 amino acids. Gene Ontology annotation, cellular component: nucleus. Gene Ontology annotation, molecular function: protein binding. Lineage: Eukaryota; Metazoa; Arthropoda; Thecostraca; Pollicipedomorpha; Pollicipedidae. The transcript is spliced from 13 exons. The record is from RefSeq and is a predicted model, not a curated record. Gene Ontology annotation, biological process: rRNA processing.